Drosophila gunungcola (fruit fly) is the source of this 4365-nucleotide messenger RNA. It is a transcript of the gene Tep2, whose product is annotated as CD109 antigen. NCBI's taxonomy places the organism in Eukaryota, Metazoa, Arthropoda, Insecta, Diptera, Drosophilidae. Gene Ontology annotation, cellular component: extracellular region. Gene Ontology annotation, molecular function: endopeptidase inhibitor activity. The record is from RefSeq and is a predicted model, not a curated record.
UCAUCGAUUCUACUUAAAGCCGGUCUCGAAUCAAGACAAGCUCAUUGUGAAUCGCCACUUGCUGGCGAUCGGUCGUUCCCGAGUUAACCGAUCAUCUGUUUUACAAUGUUGAGGAUAUUUUUGUGCGGAUUUGUUUUACAAUUCGCCCUGCUAAUCAAUGCCACUGGCCUGUAUACGGUGGUGGGGCCUGGCACCAUCCGAUCCAACUCCAAGUACAAUGUCGUCGUUUCGGUCCACAAGGCAGAUGGUCCCAGUCAGAUAAAAGUCAGUCUGAAUGGACCCUCCUACAAUGAGACCAAGCAAAUCGAACUGCCGCCCAUGUCCACCGAGAGUGUGGAGUUCGAGGUGCCAAAAUUGGCCACCGGGGACUAUAAUCUCACUGCUCAAGGAAUUUCCGGUGUGGUUUUCCAGAAUUCUACCAAACUGAACUACGCCGAUGAGAAGGCCUCGACCUUUGUUCAAACUGAUAAGGCCACCUACAAGCCCGCCGAUCUCGUUCAGUUCCGUAUUAUCUUCCUGGAUGAGAACACUCGACCCGCCAAGAUCGACAAGCCCAUAUCGGUCGUUAUUACCGACGGAGCCCAGAAUCGGAUCAAGCAGUUUACAGAUGUCAAGUUGACCAAAGGCGUUUACACUGGGGAACUUCAGUUGUCCGAGCAACCUGUCCUGGGCACCUGGAAGAUCUCAGUGAGCGUGGAUGGCGAUAAUAGGGAGACCAAGACCUUCGAGGUGGACAAAUAUGUGCUUCCCAAGUUCGAGGUCAUCGUGGACACAGCCAAUGUGGUCCUAGCAGAUAAUGUGAUCAAGGCCACGAUUCGAGCCAAGUACACGUACGGCAAACCAGUCAAAGGCAAGGCCACCGUGUCAAUGGAACCCAAUUAUAGCUACUUUGGUGACUCCGGGGCAAGAACCCAGGAGAAGACUGUCGAUGUCGAUGGUAAGGGUCAUGUGGAGUUUGAUCUACAAGAAUUCCGACACAGGUCCUACGCACCACCCAUGAAACUGUUCGCCAUAGUCACCGAGGAACUGACUGGCAACAAACAGAAUGCCUCCGCUACAGUUCGGGUUCAUCAGCAGCGCUAUGUGAUAGAAAAUUUGGAAAAGCCAGACCAUUUCCAUAGCAAUAAAUCGUUCGCCUAUCAGGUGGUUGUGAAGAACGUUGACGGGUCUCCAGUAGCAAGUUCCGCAAAGAAGGUCAAGCUAUCGUUUGAAAAUGCUCAUCGCUAUUUUGCAGCGCGUUCUUCUGCACCACGAAUUGAGUUUGAAGCACCUGUGAACACGAAUGGCAUUGCAAUCUUUAAUGUAACGCUUCCCGAAGUGGAAUCCAGAUUCUAUCGAAUUGUUGCCACCUUUGACGGGUCAGAGAGCACACUUGGAACAAUUUCCAGGUUCGAGCCAUCCAUUGACAAUAGCGAGCCCCUUAAGAUUGAGGUGAAUACAAAAAAGCCCAAAUUGGGAGAGCGAGUUUCUUUCGAUGUAAAAUCGAUUGAUGACAUUCCUUACUUUGUGUACACGAUUGUGGCCAGAGGUAAUAUUCUGCUGAGUGAAUACGUGGAUGUGCCAAAGGGUCUUAACACUUACACGGUUAAGUUUACACCCACGUUUAGCAUGGUGCCCAAGGCAACUAUCUAUAUUCAUUAUGUCCUGAACAAUGACUUGCAUUUCGAAGAGAAAACCAUCGACUUUGAGAAAGAGUUCAGUAAUUCGAUUGAUAUCUCGGCUCCAGUGGAUGCGGAACCCAGUGAAGAGGUUAAGUUACGGGUAAAAACCGAUGCCGACUCCUUUGUGGGUCUUCUGGGAGUGGACCAGAGUGUACUGCUGCUCAAGUCUGGAAAUGAUUUCAGCCGGGAUGAGAUCUUCAAUAGCCUCAACAAGUAUCAGACAACAACACCCUAUCAGCUUGGCUAUGGACGUUAUCCUGGAGAAACUUCCGGCUUGGUAACUCUAACCAAUGCCAACUAUCCCUACAGCACUGGUAGAAUGUAUGAAAAGGAAUACGAUGUAAUUGUUGAUAUCCGAGCUGAAGUUGCCUACGAUGAAGUGGACGCAAUUUCUACAAGUUCACCUAUGAAAAUCGAAGUAGUUCGAACAAACUUUGCAGAAGUCUGGAUAUGGCAAACAUCUGGCAACGGGAGUGUUGAUGAAGAGGGUUUUACCCUGACCAAGAAGAUCCCGGACACAAUUACCUCGUGGGUGGUCACGGGCUUCUCCCUGAACCCCACCUCUGGAAUUGCUUUGACCAAAAACCCCAGCAAGAUUCGAGUGUUCAAGCCAUUCUUUGUGUCCACCAAUUUGCCAUACUCCGUGAAGAGAGGCGAAGUAAUUGCUAUCCCUGUGGUGAUCUUUAACUAUCUGGAUAAGACUCUUGAUGCAGACGUGGUAAUGGACAACACUGACCAGGAGUACGAGUUUACCGAGGCCACCAAUGAGGUGUUGGACAAGGCUAUCGAUGAAGUGCGGCGAGUCAAAAGAGUCACGAUUCCGGCCAACAGUGGCAAGAGUGUUUCAUUCAUGAUCCGUCCGAAGAACGUAGGAUUCACAACUCUGAAAAUCACGGCCAACUCUCCUUUGGCCGGAGACACCAUACACCAGAAACUGAAGGUGGAGCCGGAGGGAGUAACCCAGUUUGAAAACCGGGCGGUCUUCAUCAACCUGAAGGAUCAGCCGGAGAUGUCACAGUCGCUGGAGGCCGAGAUUCCCAGUGAAGUCGUGCCCCAGUCCGAGUUCAUAGAGUUCUCCGUGGUGGGCGAUCUCCUCGGACCCACGCUCCAGAAUCUCGACAAUCUUGUGCGCAUGCCCUACGGUUGCGGAGAGCAAAACAUGGUUAACUUUGUGCCUAACAUCCUGGUGCUUAAGUACCUGAAGGUCACUGGUCGAAAACUGCCGGCCGUCGAGUCCAAGGCCAAGAAGUUCCUGGAGAUCGGCUAUCAGAGGGAACUGACCUACAAACACGACGAUGGUUCCUACAGUGCCUUUGGAAAGUCUGAUCCUGCGGGCAGCACCUGGCUGACAGCCUACGUGAUGCGCUCCUUCCAUCAGGCUGGAGCAUAUACGGAUGUUGAUCCCAAGGUCGUGAACGCUGGUCUUGACUUCCUGGUAUCGAAGCAGAAGGAGAAUGGUGAGUUCCCCGAGGUCGGAAAACUCUUCGACAAUGCCAACCAUAAUGCCCUGGGGCUGACUUCGUUCGUCCUACUGGCCUUCUUCGAGAAUCAUGAACUCAUCCCCAAGUACCAGAGUGCGAUUGAGAAGGCUGUUCGCUAUGUGGCCGAGGAGGUGGACAAGACGGACGACCAGUACUCGCUGGCCAUUGCCGCCGUGGCCCUGCAACUGGCCAAACAUCCGCAGGCGGAGAAGGUCCUCGCCAAGAUGGAGGGCAUGGCCCGUAACGAAAACGAUCGCAAGUGGUGGUCCAAGGCUCCGGAGUCCACUGGUGAUGAGGGUCGAAUCUUCCACUGGAAGCCCCGCAGCAACGACGUGGAGAUCACCUCAUAUCUGCUGCUCGCUCUCCUCGAAAAGGAUCCGGCCGAGAAGGCCCUGCCCAUCAUUAAGUGGCUGAUCUCGCAGCGCAACAGCAACGGCGGAUUCUCCUCCACCCAGGACACGGUUGUUGGUCUGCAGGCCCUCACGAAAUUCGCCUACAAGACGGGCUCCGGAUCAGGCACCAUGGACAUUGAGUUUGCACCUGCGGGAGGACCCAAGGACACGAUCAAGUUGAACCCCGAGAACUCGCUGGUUCUGCAGACCCACGUCCUGCCUAAGGACACUCGCAAGGUGGACUUCACAGCCAAGGGCACUGGAUCCGCGAUGGUCCAGCUCUCCUACCGCUACAACCUGGCUGAGAAGGAGAAGAAGCCCAGCUUCAAGGUCACUCCCACGGUGAAGGACUCGCCCAACCAGCUGCUGGUGGUGGACAUCUGCGCUGAGUACGUGCCCUUGGAAGACGCCGACAAGGACAAGGACUCCAACAUGGCUGUGAUGGAGAUCGCCCUGCCCUCCGGAUUCGUGGGCGACCCCGAUAGCUUGGCCAAAAUCGAGGCCGUGGAUCGGGUGAAGCGCGUGGAGACCAAGAACUCGGACUCCACGGUCAUCGUCUACUUCGACAGCUUGACCCCCGGCGAUGUACGCUGUCUGCCGGUGGAGGCCUCCAAGGCCCAUGCGGUGGCCAAGCAGAAGCCCGCCUCCGUGUCCCUCUACGACUACUACGACACGGAUCGCAAGGCCACCGAGUACUACCAGGUGCAGUCCUCCCUCUGCGACAUCUGCGAGGGCACCGAUUGCGGGGAGGGGUGCAGGAAGGCCUAAGUCUCAUAUUCUACAAAGUCAAGAUGACAGAAUAUAAAACUAAUAAAAUUUAUUGAACCAAUA